Cimex lectularius (bed bug) is the source of this 697-nucleotide messenger RNA. Its product is annotated as probable deoxyribonuclease RhsA. Bases 16 to 603 code for a protein of 195 amino acids. The record is from RefSeq and is a predicted model, not a curated record. The transcript has a single exon. NCBI's taxonomy places the organism in Eukaryota, Metazoa, Arthropoda, Insecta, Hemiptera, Cimicidae.
AUUUGAUAUAAUAUCAUGGGUCAGGAAGGUCACACAAACAAGAACGAUAAAUCAGUAGUCUCUCAGUUCUGCUCUGAGUCAAAGCUUUUUUUCUCGAUGCGAUACGUAUUGAAAAUAUUUUUAUUGCUCUUCCUCCUCGGUGGAAUAAGUGGACGACGUUCGACCGGCAGAAAGCGAGACGACAGCCCGGUGAGGAGGACGGAAACGGGCUUCAAAGGCAGGGUGGAGUACGCGGAGGCCGAAAUCGAGCCCAAGCAUCUGGACAGAGGCACGAAGACCAACAAACGAGUGCGCACCUACUCGAAAGACAUGGGGUACGAGUCGGACGACGCGGGACAUGUCAUCGCUCGACGACUGGGCGGUGACGGCAAAGACGAGAAGAACAUCAUCCCCCAGAACCCGUCCGUCAACCGGGGCGAAUGGAAAAAGAUCGAAGAUCUGACAUACGCGGAAGUUAAAAAGACCGGAAAGGUAAAAAUGCAAGUCGAGCCAAUCUAUUCGGGCGAGAAGUCGACGAGGCCCAAAUCCAUCUACUACAGAAUCAGCAGCAAAAACGGUAACAGGUACAAGAAAGUCGAAUCUGGAGAAGUAGAGAAUCGAUGAAAAUAGACGAUUACUCUGUUCCAAUAAUCGCUGUAGCACAAAAGAACAAAUAGCUUCAAAAAUAAAACACAAACAGUUUCUUUUAUUUACCAAA